AUGGGUGGAGUGAGUGCAUUUUCGAUGGUUCAGCAGCAGAAGGUAUCACCGAAUCGAUGCACUGAUUUGGGGCGAUCGAAAGCGAGAUCGAGCAAACUAAAACGGCCCACACUAUCGGCAGCAACAUCUACUCCAGCAGCACCUGGCAGCACAACACUACACACUACUAGCAGCACAUCGAAGAGCGGCGCAUCUGGCAAAGCAACGAACGCAGUCAGAAUGGGUGGCGUGAUGUCCAAUAGUUCACGCACCAAAUCAGCCGUUCGUAAACAACUACGUGAAACUGGCGCAAGUAUGGCCAGAAGGUUAUCGUCGUCAGCACGUCGCUCAUCACCGUCUCAAUCGCUAGCCACCUCCUCAACCGCUCAAUCGCUGAACGGUCGUGAUCGCGAUCGAAAUGGAAACCACCGCCGUCGAGACGACACACAAACUCAGUCAGAAGUGGUAGUACUACGUGAAGAUAAUCAUUCCACGAAUAAUAACGCAACGACGGCCGCGACGAAAACAACUCUGAAGAAUAAUUCUGAAUGUAACGAACCGGCUGAGAAACGAACGCAUUUGGUUAGCGUCGAUGACAGUUCGUUGGAGGCGAGUCACUUGGAUGCAUGUGAAGAGAAGGAAGCCGACGACAGGGAGCGCUCGGAACUUCGAGAGAAGUACAUAUCAGCGAAACGAGGCAGUAGUGUUCUGUCGGCACAAGUUUCGAGUUACGCAGAGCGAGUGGAUUCGUUGAAAAAUGAGCUGGAACAGAGUCGUAAGCGAGAGACACAGCUUCACGUACAGAUCGAUCACUUGUCAAAUUUACUGAAGCAGAAGGCAGUGGACGAAUAUGAACGAAACGAGCUGCAAACAAAAGAUGAGAAUAAGGAGAAUAGUGUACUUCGGAAUUUGGUGCAAGAAAAUGAACGUCUCCGAUUGCGAAUUAAUGGAUUGCUGAGCGAGAAGGAAGCGUUACGAGUUAGCCUGCAAAAAGCGAACGAAGAAAUCGAUCGACUUAAAGAAGAAUUGCUCAAACUGAAUUCUACAAUUGAGGUAGAACGUGAAGAAUGGGAUAGAAUGCAAUCGGAUCUACUUAUCGCCGUACGAGUGGCGAACGACUUCAAGCUAGAGGCACAAGAGGAGAUGAAGACUCUCUACGCCAAAAUAGCCGAUCUACAAAAGCGACGACAAAGCAAUCUGGCGAAUAUGUCAUCGGGAAGUAUCAAGCUAUUCGACGAGCGAUCAACGUGCUGGGAGGAUAUCGCAUGGGAACGUCUGAUGCGCGGAUGUGAACGAGGUUCAAGACGGAAUGCGUUACUUCGAUGGUGUCAACAGUCCAUAUCACCGUCAUAUCCGAAUAUCGAAUUGACAAAUUUUAGUAGUUGUUGGACCGAUGGUAAAGCGUUGUGCUAUCUGUUGGCGAAUUUCUAUCCGGAGAAGAUUGAUGCAAAGGUAUUGUGUUGUGCACAUCAUCUCAGUGGCAUCAUUUUAGCAUUUUCGCCUUUUCAACUCCAAAUCUUCAUAAAUUUAGCGUUGAAUUACACUUUGAUAAAAUCAGAUUUUGUCAUCAACUUUAAAAAGUUUGCGAGUUAA
Messenger RNA from Anisakis simplex (herring worm), 1572 nucleotides. The record is from the annotation of a GenBank genome assembly. Lineage: Eukaryota; Metazoa; Nematoda; Chromadorea; Rhabditida; Anisakidae.